UCUGCUCACUCGUCGUCUGCUCCUUCUGCGGAACAGACGAUAACUGCCGUCUGCUCGUUGUCGUUUCGUAGCAGACGACGCGCCCGCUCGCUCGUCUGUGCCUUCCAGGAAUUGGAAUCUCGUCGCUGACAGCUAGUACUGCGGUCUCUUUCUUCGAGUAUUCGGUGGAUUUCUUCGCUGUUCUUUGGUGUAUGUGUGCUGUGAGCGCACCCAUGAAGUGCGCGGACACCAAGUUGCGUGUGACCAGUGCUGACUACGGCAGGAUAUGCUGUUCUGGAUCCGCCGCGUGCUCGCCUUCAAGGCGCGAUGCGAAACGCAAGUGUGAUGUCGCUUUCGCGUCGGACGCUGCGCUGAUGACGACGACGACGAACGGAUUGCCUGUGAUGGUUGUCGGUGGCCCGACGGCGAUCUCCGCCGCGCCCCUGGUGUCGUCCCGCGCCGCGAGCUGCGCCUCCCCUUGCUGCUGCUGUUGCUGCUGCUGCUGCCCUGACCUGCAGGUGUGGUCGCCGGCUACGACGACACCGCUGUCCGGCGGCGGCAUGUGGUCGGCUCAACUGCGGUCGUCGCCGCCGCCGCACGCCGCCGCGUCUCAGACGGGCACCGCGCACGGCUGCGCGGCGCUGGCCGACAAGCAGGCGCUCUUCCUGGUCGCCUUCCCAAUCUGUGCCUCUUCCGCCAACUCCCAAGCGUCCAACCACCUACACCCAGCGUCGACGACGCCGACGUCAACAGCGUCCUGUCGGUGCUGCUGCAAGUGCAGCUGGAGCGUCAAGUCGGCGCCCUGUUGGAACUCGCCGCAGGACUCCGAGAAGACCAGCUUCCUGCUAAACGAGGAAGAAAGCAAGCCUGCUUCCGGUCCCCUGGAAGAACGCCUCAUGGAAGCCCCGCCUCCGUCCCCUCCUACGUCACAGCAUCGCCAUGGCAACCAGCUCCCUCCCCACCUAUCCCCAUCUCCUGGCGCGCCAGUAGGGGCGGGGCCCCCAUCCGACGUGGACACAGACCUGAGCCGCGUUCGGGACGCCCUGAGGACGCUUGCCACGAGCGGCUACUACUACGAGGGACUGUCCUGGGAGGAGGCGGGUCGGCUACUCCGGGGUCAACCCGUGGGCACGUUCCUAGUGCGAGACAGUUCGGACAAUCGGUUCCUGUUCGCCCUGAGCGUUCAGACCGAACGCGGUCCCACCAGCGUCCGCAUCCACUACUGGCGCGGCCAGUUCCGGCUGGACUGCGAGGACGCACUAGCGGGCAGCAUGCCGUGGUUCUCGUGCGUCGUGUCGCUCGUCGAGCACUACGUGCGACUCAGUCGGUCUGCCAAGGGACAGAUGUGUGUGUGGCUGGACGGUCAUGGUCGCCGGGACUUGCCCAUCGUGCUGACCAGGCCGCUGUACCGGGAGCCGGCGUCGCUGCAGCACCUGUGUCGCAUAGCGCUCAACAGGAGCGCUGCAACGGUCGCCGCAGCGACGUCGACGUCGUCUUCGAUGUGCAGGACUGUAGAGCCGCUACCGGCGGCUCUGAAGGACUACCUCAGGGACUACCCGCACCUACACUGACCAAAGCGUUAUCACACUUCCCUGCUCCAACUUUAUCCGUUGCCCUUUUUUGCGGUGUUUCGUUUAUGUGGCCCUAGGGCGCCUCGAUGCCAGAGUUCCUUCGCACAGGGUGGUCACACCCAUUGAUCGCGCCGCCGCCAUAUUGGGUCAAACAGUGCAGCUAUCGCGUUGUGUGAUGCCAUAAUUGAGUAAAAUAGUGUAUGCUGUCACGACCCUGUACGAAGGAACGCUGUCAUCGAGGUGCCCUAUGUGGCCCCGUCCGGCUACGCCAUCUGGUGAGGGUUUUGUGGGUUUUGAUUAGAAAACGACUGCACUAAUGUUACCGGCCGGUGCUGAUGGGCCUCCUAGCUCCUUAAAUCAUGACUCGUACUUCCUAAACGUGUCGUGAAGAAAUUUAUUGGACAGCUUGUGGAGUCACUGGAUGUUUGCAAUAUGUUGUUUUGAUUGCGUGCGUUUCACUAUGCCACAGUAAGAAGUGUACGCAACUGUCUUUGUAAUAUAUGCAGUUUGAAUCGAUGAGAAUGUGAUGGCUUUGUUCAUUCCUUGCAUUCAGAAGCUACAGAGCUCACGUGUCCUAGGUGCAAGUCAGGCUGGUUUUUUUUUAUUCAACAGAUUGGCUUGCAAAUCUUUUCCCCGUUCUGGUCCUCCAACAUGGCGGAUAUUGUGACGUCAUUGCAGGACAUCUAUAGCCACUGCUAUUCGGAAUAGGCGACUUGGUACAUCGCAGCUGAGGCCACGAAAUGAAAAUAAAUAAAUAAAAACCAAGUGUAACCAGACUUGUCAAAGCACUGAAUAACCUCCAGUUGGAAGGUCUGUCCUGCGCAAUGUACUAUUCGGCUGAUCACGUGGUCUCAUUUGAAAUAUUUAGUUAAAGUCUUCCAGGAUAUGCAGCACGUGCUUUUUCAGACUUACUCUGAAAGGAACGGUCCCGACUGGCCCACGGUUGUCAAAACUUGACCGACUGUGAUCAAAAACUUACGCAAGGUCUAUAACUUGUCUUGGGCGAGCCUUAAAAGCGUCACUUCUAGAGUUGCGUCAGACAGUAUAAUCUUGAAGAUCGUCAUUUGCGUUUGAAGUACAGCCGUCCUGUUAUGUGCAUUAUCCUUCCAAGGAGGAAGGAUGUGCUUGUGUAUCUGCUCAGGGAAUUGAAUACAAGGAUGCACGUAUCACAGAAAGAAAAAAAAAAAGAAUUCGCGCGUCUGCGAACUUUUUACGUCUUGAGAGAGACCAAUGUAAGCGUAAGACGUUCACAAGACGUCUUCUUUAGGAUCUGACGUGGCGUUUUCACGGUUUUCUAAAAGGGCCGAAGUUCUCGUUUUAGAGAGCGAAACGAGAUUGUUUUCUACGUUAGUGAUAAAACUGUUUCACACAAAUCAACCGAAAUGUAGCCUCGAAAGAAUCAAACCUAACAUGUAGUAUCGCCUUCUCUAAGGGCUUUCGCAAAAUAUUUCAGUCACGUGACCCGCAGUCACUUUUUGUAGUCAUUUAAGCGGCAACUGUUCACAAGGCUCCCACUAGCUUCUUAAGAACUACGUCUACUAGCUCAAGUCGGUGCUCUUUCGAUAACGAACCCGGUCAUUUUGGUGCUAAGACACAUUAGGCCCGGCUAUUCUACACGAUCUUACAAGAUGUGCUCUAUACCAUGUCGACGUAUUGCCAAGAAAUGCUUCACUUAAUUCAGGCUGUCUUUUUAACUGCGGUCUCUUGGAUGCUUGUGCCUUCGAGGAAGCUUCAGUUUUGAAAGCUUGUGGUGCUUCGAGAGCUUGCUCUGCUUGUGAUUUGUCAUGCUAGCUGCAGCAAAAAACCAUAGUAUUUUGCUUGCCAGAGUCCGGUUCCAACCAUUAGUCAACGGUUUAUUAUCUGUUGCCUGAUUACGCUAUGAAGUGUGUUUUCAAGCUGUCGUAUGUUUUACUGCAUAUUUCCUGGUCCCGAAUGUUUGCCGAGUGCUAGCUCACUCGAUAUUAUUGCACUUUGCCUCAGCGACGUGAAAAGUGCUUGCCUGCUUACAAAGUUCUGAUUACGUCCGUAGAAAGGUGCUCCGUCUUGUCGGAAAACCUAUUUUAGUGGCUUGCCUUUUGCGGCUUGAAAAGUUGUGUUUCUUUUUAUGUAACUUGUCUCGGGCAGCUGUCUUUUGUAUAUUUACGGAUAUCAGGAGGAAAAUAGCGCGCGAGCUCGAAGUGUAUUCCGUUAAGAGGUAGCCGCAAAAUCGUCUGCUUUGAAUCGGAUGCCGCUAGAGGGCUCGCACGUUCACCGGUGCCGAAUGAAAUCCGAAAUUUAAAACGGGUACUUGAUUUAUGUGGAGCUUGCGUUAGGUGUUCGUUCUAGCCUUAUAUUCAGUAUCAUUUUUAAGGUGUGUAAACUAAGACUGCAUGUGCUGCAAUAUGCACACACGAUGACACCAUUCGAGCGUUCAUCUUCAAGCGUUCGUUGAAGCGUUCAUCUGCUUCGAGUAGCAGACGAUUUUUUUUCGAGUGCUCAUCGAGUAGCAGACAAUCUUGCGGCACUCCGAAUAGCAGACGACAGUCUGGCAUUCCGAGUUGCACACGAUUUUGCGAAGACGCUCAGAGAGCGAUUUUAUGGUAGUCCAUGUUGCAGACGUUCUAGCGCAUCUAGAAGAAGCGGACGAAUUUUUGGGGUACUUGAUCUCCAAAGUGCUUUGCUGCUCAUGUAAACCGUAGCUCAUUAGCCGCACCAAUUGCAAAAAAGUUCAUAUCUUAAAGUCGCCUGCACACAAAUUAGGCUUAAGUACUUUAUUAUUCAUCUCGCCUUCCGCCAAGAGGGCAGACAUAUUAGAAAUUUUAUUCUGCUAGGUUUAGUACAUGUCGAUUUUUCGCAACUGGCGCGGUUAAGAAGCUGCUUUUCAUUCGUGUCAGUCUAAGAGAGAAAAAGUGUGUGCGUUACACGUGACCGAUCACGUGAUUGCCAUGUUUCAGCUUUGCAAUUCUGAAGAGCGCGGCUGCUUAGUAUUGUUUUUAAGUCCAGUGACUCCACGAGCCAAUACAAGGAAACUAAAAUAGAAAAACAAAGCGCGUUUUACUGUACUGUUCAGGUGCCUUCCGGGACCAAGAUGGCGGCUAUGUUUGUGUCUGUAUAUGUCGUGUCUGGUGUAACGCGCGCUACCGCCAUCUGUCGGGUAAAAAGAAAACCAGCACACGUGUAUGUGUCUCUGAUAACCGACGUCCCAAGUGUUCACAAGAAGUGGGAAGUAGAAAAAAACGAAAAAAAGAUAUUUCGGCGGUUUCCACAAUUGUGCAGCGCUGUUGUUGUGAAGCUUUUCCCGAUUUUUUUUCCUACUCCCCUUUGAAGAUGCGCGGCUGUACACUAUUCGCGACAGCCAUGCGGUAUUUUUGUACAAGCGGCCCGUAUCUUCUUUUGAGAAGUCGUAAAUUUUGCGCGGGCCAUGAAGCUUUGUGAGUGACGUGCAAAAAAGAAGAGCAACGUUUGUGGCAUGCAUGUCGUUUUGGGCGGGAAGCAUCCAUGAUUCAUCGCGAGGAUAGUCAUAUUUUACACGCACUUCUUUUGAGAAGGUCGCGUCCGUCUUUUAAUAUCUGGUGGCCUUAUUCGAGUUAACCGACACGUGUGCCCCUUAUGAGCACUGUCCAGUGACGUAUCUUCAAAUAGCUCGCCAACCCAGAGCCAAGACGUAGCUUCCUCAAGAUAUGAAGCAGUAGAAAAAAUUAGCAAUAACAAAAAAUUCAUGACGCCAGCCGAUUUGUCUAACUUGAUGCUAAGGUACACAGUCAGUUGCAGACGACACAUCUAGCGUCACUCAUAGCAGACGAUACAUCUUGUUUCGAGUCCUAACAGACGACGCGCGUCGAACUUACAAGUGAAUACAUCAUCUAGCGGCAUAUAUCGUCUCUUGGCCUUUUUUCCCUAUUCCAUCUUGUUGCUUGCGACAUACGGAACACUUUUCAGAUCCAGCCACGAAACUGCUUCCUGCCUAAAUAUUCUCGCAAUUUCUUUUCUGUUCGGGAAUUCGGCCUAUCGCUAACCCUAACGACAAUGCGAAAGCUACAAAUCGCUUUGAAAAGUAAAUGUAUGUCCAGUGUUUUAGGAAUGUCAAUUCGGCAUACCGUACACCUUUUGAGGUCGUCCGGCAUCUUCUAGCAACACACGCACCGUAGUUUCGAUUUAUUAUUAUUAGUAGUAAUAUACUUUUAUUCAGCCAAGUUCGAGGGCUAGAUUUAUUAAAAACAAACAAACUUCCGCACCACACAACGGCAUGCCACGACUUUGCCAGUGAAGGAAAAGCCUGUUUCUACCUUAAAACAAACCACCUGAUGUGUGAAUAUCAUGCAAGGCCCCCGCAACUAUUGUGUGUGUGUGUGAGUGUGCAUGCGUCGUAAUGUGUGACAGUACCGCGUAGUGUUGUGUGCUUGCGCGUGAGUAUGGCAUCUGAAUGUUGUAAUACGUUGUGUCACUGUAUAAUAGGAUAUGUUUAAUAAUCUCGCGAGAAAAAAAAAAUGGUGCAGCUGUUCAUUUGUACAUAGUGUAACAUAGCCAUCGUAAUAUAUGAAAGAAAAAAAUGAAAAGAACGCAGAAUAUGACGAAGACAAGGAAACAAUAAAUUUUUUGUCUGGUAUUUCCUACAAAAA
Molecule: messenger RNA, 6148 nt
Organism: Rhipicephalus sanguineus (brown dog tick)
Lineage: Eukaryota; Metazoa; Arthropoda; Arachnida; Ixodida; Ixodidae
Exons: 2
Coding region: 192-1550 (452 amino acids)
Biological process (GO): phosphatidylinositol phosphate biosynthetic process; intracellular signal transduction
Cellular component (GO): phosphatidylinositol 3-kinase complex
Molecular function (GO): 1-phosphatidylinositol-3-kinase regulator activity
Source: RefSeq, a predicted model, not a curated record